AUGGAGUCUUCUUCUGCUGACCACGGCCAGCCGAAGAAGGAGACCACCGGCGCGAGCCACGACAGCAACAACAAAUCUGCAGGCAAAUCAAGGGCCGAUCUCUACGCGGGCGCCGUGGCGCAGCGGGUCCUGUAUGGACCGAGCCGGUGCCGUGGCGGCAGCCCGAGAAAGCCGGCUGCUGCCAGUGUCACUGGCAGCGGCAAGCCGCCGAGCAGGCUCAGCAAGAUGUCCGGUUCCGCGGAGGCCACACGAGGUAGGAACUAG
Messenger RNA from Miscanthus lutarioriparius, 264 nucleotides. NCBI's taxonomy places the organism in Eukaryota, Viridiplantae, Streptophyta, Magnoliopsida, Poales, Poaceae. The record is from the annotation of a GenBank genome assembly.